This is a messenger RNA of Osmerus eperlanus (European smelt), 6184 nucleotides long. It is a transcript of the gene sema4d, whose product is annotated as sema domain, immunoglobulin domain (Ig), transmembrane domain (TM) and short cytoplasmic domain, (semaphorin) 4D. Gene Ontology annotation, molecular function: chemorepellent activity; semaphorin receptor binding. Gene Ontology annotation, cellular component: plasma membrane. The record is from RefSeq and is a predicted model, not a curated record. The coding region runs from base 315 to 2957 and encodes 880 amino acids. NCBI's taxonomy places the organism in Eukaryota, Metazoa, Chordata, Actinopteri, Osmeriformes, Osmeridae. The transcript has 20 exons. Gene Ontology annotation, biological process: neural crest cell migration; negative regulation of transcription by RNA polymerase II; positive regulation of cell migration.
UGUCGUAUGUGCCUACCGAGUAGGCUAGUUGAGAGCAUCAAGAGCCUCGGGGGAAUCGACUAGCUUCCCUGUUUGGCUACACGCACCUUCCACCCCUAUCUCUGUAGAUAUUAGCAAGACAGGAUUUUUGAAUUCAAUCUUAGCAGCCGCCAUGCUGGGAGCAACAAACUUGUCAAGCUACUACGCUAGUGCAGCACUCUGCUAACGACCCGGACAAAGAAGAAUCUUACCAAACCACUGUCGAACCAUCCUCAGGCCAUCCCAGAUCGACGAAGAAGGGCGUUUUCAUUAAUCUAUAUUCUCUCAUUGAAGCCAUGACAGACAAAGGAAACGUUACGGUUUCAAAGUAUCCGGAAUCGAACAUGGCAUUCGGUGUCCUUGGUGUGUUCCUGGGCCUGCUGCUGGAGGUCUCCACCCACAGUCCUUCAAGUGCCCCAAGGACCUCCUGGAAACAUGAAGAGGUCAAUUUGAUAGAGUUCUCUGAGCCUGGAGUUUUCAACUAUUCCACCCUACUAAUGAGCGAAGAAAAAGAAGUUCUCUACGUUGGGGCCAGGGAGGCCAUCUUUGAGCUGAGCAUAAGAAACGUGUCCAUCAGAAACAACAAGGUUCAAUGGACAGUUCCACAAACCCCAAUGAUGAUGUGCACGGCAAAAGGAAAAUCUAAAGAGACUGACUGUCUGAACUACAUAAGAGUGCUCCAGGUGUUGGAUGACGACCAUCUGUAUGUCUGUGGAACGCACGCUUUUCAACCACUGUGUGACUACUUGUCUCUCAAAGACUUCUCUCUGGAGGGGCGAGCAGAGGACGGACGAGGGAAGUGUUCUUUUGACCCCUCUCAGAGCUUUACUACCGUCAUGGUCGAUGGAGAACUGUAUUCUGGGACAGCUUAUAACUUCUUGGGAAGUGAACCCAUUAUUUCUCGAUAUUCCUUGUCACAGAGUCUGUUGAGAACCGAAUAUUCCACAUCGUGGUUAAAUGAGCCUAGUUUUGUCUUUGCCGAUGUCAUCCGGGAGGGAAAGAACAGCGCAGAUGGUGAGGAUGAUAAGAUAUACUACUUCUUCACAGAGGUGUCGGUGGAGUACGAGUUCUAUGGAAAGCUGCUGAUCCCUAGAGUAGCUCGUGUCUGCAAGGGGGAUCUUGGAGGCCAGAGGACUUUGCAGAAGAAGUGGACCUCCUUCCUGAAGGCCAAGCUGGUGUGCUCUAUGCCCGAACUCAACUUUGUCUUCAAUGUGGUCCACGACGUGUUCAUCCUCAAGACUCCCGACUGGAGGCAGACAGUCAUCUACGGGGUCUUUACCUCCCAGUGGGCGAACGUAGGUCUAUCGGCAGUGUGUGCCUACAACAUGACCUCGGUGGAGGAGGUCUUCUCCAAGGGGAAGUACAUGCAGAAGGCCACUGUGGAGCAGUCCCACACCAAGUGGGUGAGGUACAAUGGUAUCACGCCAAUGCCACGCCCCGGAGCGUGCAUCAACAACCAGAACCGCCUCCGGAACAUCACCAGCUCGCUCCACCUGCCCGACAAGACCCUGCAGUUUGUCAAAGACCACCCCCUGCUGGAGGACCCUGUGCUUCCCAUUGGCAAUGGGCCUCAGCUCAUCACCAAGGAUGUGAACUACACCCAGAUUGUAGUUGAGAGGGUGCGGGCACUGAACAACAACGUCUAUGACAUAAUCUUCACUGGAACUGAUAAAGGAGUACUGCACAAGUCUGUAGUAUAUGAAGGAGAGGUCCACACUGUGGAGGAGAUCCAACUGCUUCAGAAUUCUGAACCCAUUCAGAACCUGCUGCUAUCAUCACAUGGGACUAGGUCUAUCUACGCCGGCUCCAACUCGGGCAUAGUUCAGUCUCCAACAGCCUUCUGUGAGAAAUACACAUCCUGCGAAGACUGUAUCUUGGCCAGAGACCCGUACUGUGCCUGGAACCCAGACACUGCAGUCUGCAUCAACAUCUUCCACACCUCAACCAAAACACACCGGAACUUAAUCCAGAGUCUCAAUGGAGAUGCAGACAAGUGUCCUUCAUCUCUAUCUCUCUCUGUGGACGAGUACCAGUCUGUGACUGUGAAGCUAUGGAGCUCAGUGGAGCUGCCCUGCACAGUGCGCUCUAACCUUGCCCAGACCUUGUGGAUGGUGAACGGCAGUGCCCUCACCGAGGGCUCAAGGGGUUUCCACCUGCUGGGGGACAUGGGUCUGCUUAUCCACAGCGUGGCCCCCGAGGACCAGGGGUUUUACGAGUGCUGGUCCCUGGAGACAGCGGCUGGAAAGAACUUCACCCGCUUACUGGCCGGUUACAUGCUGAGUCUGGGGAAGGCCCCUUCCCAGUCCAGUCACUCCACGGUCCCUCUCAGCUCCAGGCUCUCUACCCUGAACCACACUGAAGCUUCCACCACUGCUGCUCCUCUUUGUCCUGUCGACACCUCAUCAUCCCUGUCCUCUGGAAGUAGUAUUCCUUCUGUCCCCUCUUCCACCUCCUCUUCCUCCUCCACCACCACCUCCUCCAAUGGGUCUGGGGGUGCAAAGGGUUGGGGGGCUAGUGUGAGGCUGCUGCCUCCUCUGCUGAAGGACCAGGCCUGGGGGAUUCAGGCCCAGGAGGCCUUCCUGCUCUUCUGCCUGGCCUUGGGUCCCAGUGACAUCCACAUUCACUGGCAGGUGAACGGGCAGAGGCUAGAGACCCCCAUCACUGAGCACCGACAUCCGCUGAGCCAGAGAGAGGUGCUGCUGAGCAGCUGGGUCCGAGAGGAAUCUCUUGGCAAAGAAUCCCACUACCGGUGUGAAGCCACAGCAGGAGAUGCAGGAAAUGACACUUCUGAGAUACAUCUCCGCCUUACCAACAGAGACGAAGACAGCACAGCUUCCAAAGACAUGAGCCAGUGGAUGGGGGCAUUAACGGAACAUGAAAAACUGCUAAAAAGAUGGAAGAAGGCUUGGGAGAGCUGUGAUGGCCAACGCGUUGUCUGAGGACUGGGCAACUUCCUCAUUCAUUGUCUCAGUAUUAGGCCUUGGUGGACCUGACCCUGGGUCACACAAGAAUGUUGCAGACUAUCUCAUGACAUGAUGGUGUGCUAACAUUGCUGUCGAGACACCUAAAGCAUGUCAUCCUUGACAUGUGGCUAGUAUUCACCUGGUAGUCACAGUGGUUUAUGCCUCUCCUACCUAACAGGGGACAUGGCUGAUUAGCUGGUUGCCUCAAGUUGAGGAAGGGUCUGCCUCACGAGUUAAAGUGUUAAAGUGUGUAACUAAAAGUGACGGACUGGAUCGAAUUCUGAUAAUAGCCUACCACCAUGCAGUGACAGGCUGCCUAAGUUUUGCAAUUAUUCUCCACUGUUUAUUUUGUUUUUAACUUGUGUGUCUCAAGCACUGCGUGAACAACCACAAACAACAAGUUUUUGAUUAUUUAUUUAUUGUUUUUAGAAAAUCAAUUGUGAUGAGCAAUUGUUUUGUCUAUGCUCUGUGGUUUAAUAAAUAAUAAUAAUUCAAAUAAAACUAAUAAAGGAAUUAAUGUAUUUACGGUGCACAGAGGAGUUUGACCAGUAUUUCCCCCAGCGCACAGAAUGUUAAAUUCUGGUUUUUAUUACAGUUUAUACCAGGGAUCCCCAAACUACGGCCUGCAUUUGGACCGGCCCUCUGAACAAUGCCAGACAUAAAAUAAAUAAAUAAUAAUAAUUCAUUUCAAUAGCAAUGAUUAUGAAAAAAGGUCAUUACGAUAGUAAUAAUGCUCUUUUAAUAUGCUAUAUAUCCCUUGAUAUGUACGGAUGUAUGGUGCAUAACAAAAUAAUAAACUAAUCUAGCAUAAUGCAUACAAAUGACUAAAUGUAAUGUAAAAUCAUAAUAAAAUCUCCACAAUAUUACUGGUAGUCACUCCGGCCCAUGUAAUUUUCUGUUACAGACUGACCCGGCCCCACACUAAAGAAAGGAAAAAUUAUCUGGCCAUCGCAGAAAAAAGUAUGGGGACCCCUGGUUUAUACUGUAGAUUAAGAUUAAUGCCACUGUUAACGGAUAUUGUUUCCUCAUCAGAUCACUUAUGUCGGGGUUAAGGGGUGGAGCUGGAUUGUAACUGUCAAGUUGUAUCUGCUAGGGUACCCUUGCUCCAUCUUAGAGUACAACGUGAGAUAAACAUUUAUUAAACACUUUAGUGGUGUAUGAUUUUGGUCACAGUUCAGAUCUGACAUUAACCCUCUGUGUUGCAACCCAGUGGCACCAAGUCUUCCUUAACAUCUAUUAUUAGAAAAUACAGAGCUAGAAGUCUAGAGCCAAGUCUAGAGUCAAGAGCUAGUAUUCCUCUUUACAGAACCUCUCCAGAUCAUCCAGGGUCCUAGGUCCUCCCUUGUGCAUUCUUUCAGUGGGAUUUAGAUCACGGGACUGAGAUGGCUGUGGCAUAAGAGUCUUUUUGUAUGAAUUUGUACGUGUUUGCGAUCAUUUCUUCUUCUAAAAGAUCCAACGGCAACCUAUUUUUAUACUUUCUUUCAAUGGGCAGCCAUAUUCAGAUUUAAAAUGUCCUAGUAUUUAAAGGAUUUCAUGAUGCCAUGUACCCUAACAUUUCCAGGGCCUUUGGUGGAAAAACAGCCACACAUCACAGAACCUCCACCAUUCUUAACCGUUGGAAUCAGGAUAUUUUUUGUAUAACCAUCCUUCUUUUUACACCAAACUCAUCUUGAGUGUUUGUUGCCAAAUAGCAACAUUUUGUUUCAUCUGACCAUAGAACACCGUUCAAGUAUUUUAUUGUCAGAUGCACAGAACAACACAAGGUCAGACUGGGCAUUGAAAUUCUUAAGACAAGAUGACGCAAGCACCUGGCAUAACAUAUAAGUACACAGAACAUAAAUUACAUCUAUGCUAAGCUAAAUAAGUAAACCUUAAAUAUAAAUAAUACAAUAUAUUAAACCCUAAAUACACAUAAUAACCUAUUGCUAACCCUAUAAACCUAUUCUAAACUAAGUGAAGUACAGUGAAGUACAAUAGUGCAAUAUUACUGAUAGUGCAACCAGUAGCUGAAAGUGACAGUGUGUAAAGUAUCUAGUAAGAAGUGAAUCAAUGACCAUGUCAAUGUCCAUUCAGGAGCCUGAUGGCCCUUGGAUAGAAAGUUUUGUCCAGUCUGUGUGUGCGCGACCGAAUGCUGCGGUAGCACCUGCCAGAAGGCAACGGGGUAAAGAGACUGAAGGAUGGGUGGUAACAGUCUCUUAGAAACCUGCCAGCUUUCCUGAGGCAACGUGUGUGGUAGGUGUCCUGUAGGGCUGGGAGCUUCCUGCCGAUGAUGAACUCAGCAAAAUGGACCACACUACGUAGGGCCUUGCGGCCCCUGUCUGUGCAGCUCUCAUACCACACUGUGAUGCAACCAGUCAGAAUGCGCUCUAUAGUGCAUAUGUAAAAGUUAGUGAGGAUGACUGAACACCAGGCACUUUCAUUUGUGGUGAGAUGAUGGGAAAGGGCUUUUUUCUCCAAAGGCAUAAAAAGGAUGGUUAUACCAAAAAUAUCCUGAUCCCCAGGGCUAACAUCUUGGUGCCAGAUACCACAGCACCCCUUCAGAGGUCUAGUGGAGUCUAUGCCUUGACGGGUCAGGGCUGUUUUGUCUGCAAAAGGGGAACUUGCACAAUAUAAGGCAGGUGGUUGUAAUGUUAUGGCUGAUCUGUGUGUAUAUAAAAUGUGUUUGAAAGUCAGCUUUCUAGCUAUGCUUACCUGGAAAACAGAUUAUUGAUUAAGUAGAUUAUUGGUACCUAACACAAGUUAACUACAUUGGACCUGCUUUGGUCUAAAUAAGAUCCAUUGGCUCUGGUCUGAAUCUCUGAGGUAACCACACCCCAUUAUUUUGAAUACAUUGAAAUAGAUGUAGCAUGAAAUAAAUAUGGCAUUACGAAAUGAAAGUCCCCUGAAAUAAUUACAAGUAAUCCUUUGAACAAUGUAAUUAUGAAAGAAAUUACCUAUUCAUCAUUGUAACUAUGUUGUCUGUUUUGUAUUUUUAUAGGACAAUUUAUUUUAAAUUGACUUAAAGGGCAUUUCUAAGUUUUGUGUCAAAUUUAGCCAAAUCAAUAUUCCCAGAAAAGAUAGCUUGUCUAUGAGUGCCAUCUAGCGACAUGAAGCAGCAAAAACAUUGUCAUGGUGAACAGAAAUAUAUUUAUCUAAAUAUUUUAUACAUGCACUCUACACUAAUGCAUAUCAAUUGAAUUCAGCAUCCAAACGGCUUUCAUAAA